Pocillopora meandrina is the source of this 3548-nucleotide messenger RNA. The record is from the annotation of a GenBank genome assembly. Lineage: Eukaryota; Metazoa; Cnidaria; Anthozoa; Scleractinia; Pocilloporidae.
GUCUCCGCCAUCUUGGUGUAACGAUUUGGAUCGUGAAAAUGUUGGCUGACACGAUCCUUAUUCUCUUCAUUUCAGUAGCUACUGCACUUCUCUCUGAAGGUAAGUUUGUUUCGAAAUCAGUUACGAUGGCCCAAAACCGUGCCGUGAGAUGUGGUUCGAUUCAACCGAGUGAAUGGCACAUCAAGCGAGAUUCUUGAACUUGACUGAAUUUCUUUCAAGUCCGCUGCCGGUUGCAGGGGUUAUCACGAUCUUGAUAUUGCAAUUGCGAGGAUUCCUCAUGCGGAGAGUUAUGGUUAUAUCUUACUGUUACCUGUACAUAGUAACUGUUUGAUUAUCAAUGUGGGGAUCUUUAAUUUUUAUUCACCCACUAACUCCCAAGAUCAAAUUGAUAAUUCUCCCCUCAAGCUGCUACACAUUUCCUUGUAAAGUAGUGAUGAGAAUUAGGUGUUAAAUCAAGAUAACAACUUCUACCUGAUAAGUUUGAAUAUUCUCAUUACCUGUUUGCUGGAUAUUGUGAGGAUAUUAUAGUGAGAAGUUUCAUGUUGAUGACUUCUGGGAGUUAAAGGGUUAACUCCUGCUUGAAACAUCAAUAAAUUGUCUGCUAUCAAUUUCAUACUGUUUCAAGCCUUGGUGUUAAAAAAAUGAGGGAAAAAUUGCCAGACUGAGUGAAAAAAAGGAGAAGAAAUCCUUUCCUACCAUAGAAUUAAAACGUCCCAGUUCUGCAUUUGUAAUAUACAUUUUGUGGCUUAAUUUAUCAUUAUGUUGUAAAUGAUCUUGCAACAAACAAUCACACUGUUUCCAUGUACAAUAUUAGUUCUUCUAACUUAACUAGCAGCUUCAGACCACAAUCAACAACCCUAAAUCACCUUUCAUAUUUCUGUACUGUCACAAACCUAUUAACAAGCUCAUCGUAAUGCUUCAGUCACCACAAUAAGUCCAAGUGUAAAUUUCUUUCUUUUUUUUCAAUUCAAUAAAUAUGCCACAUAUGGGGUAUAAAAAUUAGACAAAGAGUUACCAAUGUUUAUGGGGUUCAAAAUUAAAUCAUGUUUUAUGGCACAUGUUCAUUGGAGGUGAUACCUCAUAUGCUGACCAAAGAUAUGCAGGACUUCAUAAGAAUACAUUUCUUUUAUAUUUAGUUUCUUGUGCAGUAGGGUUAUGGUAUCACUGUCGUAGGAAAUAUUUUAUUGUAUUUGGCCAUAAAUCUGUUUUGUAUAUUUAAUAAUACUUAUCAAGGGAGCAAAAAAAGAGAUUGUAGCAACCUUACUUUUAUUUUCUCUUUUAUAGGAAUCACAUAUCUAUUGGUUUACAGAACAGACAAAUAUAAGAAGUUAACUGCAGAAGUCGAAAAAGAUAGUAAAAAGUGUGAGUAUCUUUGUUAUUGUAGAGUAUUCAACUACCUUUUAUUCAGUGAUCAAGAAUCAUGGACUACCAUACAAUGCUUGUAAUUAGAUAUUUUACUUUUACUUAGGAGAGAUUUACAAUAUGAUCAAGUAAAAAGAAGUGUCCUGACUGUGGUAAUGCUAUGUAAUGCUUGGUAAACCAAUGCACUGCAGUUAUAUAACGAGAAGAAUGUUUACAUAUUUUACAUAAAAGUUAUAAGUCAUCAAGUGAAUCAGCUCUCUUCGAUCAAAGCUGUAAUAUUACAAUCUUUCCAUAAUGAUCAUAGACAUAUAUUUCAUGCUUUUAUUUCAGUCAAAUUGUUGUACUGUGUCAACUCUAGAGAACAUUGACUGAAUUUUAUUAAAGUACCUAGAAGCUUUGUAUUGAUGGUAUUUACUUCUGUUUCUUAGUGGAGAAGAGAAAAGAAAAUAUCUUAGAUCUUCCCAGACAAGGGGGAGGUCAGAAGAAGAAAAUGGGUAAGCAUACCAGGAAUGAUAAUUGGUUUUUUCUUUUUGAUGUAGUUACUGGAUGAUAUUACUACAACUGCUUUACAUGGAAUCCUGAUGAAGUGUGUUUUACAAUUGUUUGGGUUUGUGUCUUUUCUCAGAAAGAGUUGAGGAGAAGCUUAAGAAUCACAACAGAGACCUUUCAAUGGUGAGAGACUUCUUUAUUUCAUAUAUAAUCAAUAUAAUUAUUCACUUUUGUGUGCAAGAAUUACAUGAUUUUACCACAUCUUGUUUAGGUUGACUCAGUUCUGAUCAAUAAUGGCUGUUUGGCACAUGAUUCCAUGGAAAUUAUUAACAAGAAUCAUUGGUUACAACUGAGUUUAAAACAUUUGUAAAAAAUUAACUUAAAAUUCCUUUACUUUGUUUGCCUGGAUUCUUUAAAUUUAUGCAAUCCAAGCUUCAAGAACAUUGUUACUGUAUAUCUACAGUAUCUCUCAUGAAAUUCCUCUGUGAGAUGAAUACCCCCUCCUCUUGCAUAGCUUUCCUGUAGUUUGAUUUGACUUGACGUCUUGUGUGUUAAAUGGUGAUAUAUGUAAUUCUUUUGAAGGUGAAAAUGAAGUCCAUCUUUGCCAUUGGAUUUACAUUUACAGCUCUUAUUGGCAUGUUUAAUUCUAUGUAAGUGUGUGACCCUAAAACAUUCAGUGAUGGUUUUUACAACUGCAACUGUACAGAAUAUAUAAUUUGUGGAUUAAUUUUUAGCAAUGACAUUUCCAUAUACAGAUUAUUUACAUUUAUUACCUUAAAUUCAAGUUAGAGAGGGCUGCCUUAUAUUUGUCACAUUGUGUUGUCCUAUUUUUCAGAUUUGAUGGCAGAGUUGUUGCAAAGCUUCCUUUUGUUCCCCACUCUUGGCUUCAAGGCUUGUCCCAUCGCAACUUAAUGGGCACAGAUUUUACUGACUGCUCCUUUAUCUUCCUGUAUAUUCUUUGUACUAUGUCUGUAAGACAGGUUUGUGCAAGUUUUUUUCCUAGCUAGGUAUUUAGCAACAUUCAUAGAUACAGUGUAGACAACACUGUACUUUCUAAUGUUAAGGCCCUUUGGUUGCGAGCAACUUAUCAAUCACAGAACCUAUUGAUCAGUUGAUGAAUCAGUCAGGCAGACAGUUGAUUAAUUAAACAAUCAAACAACCAGUUAAUCAUCAAUUGAUCAUUCAAUUAUCCUUCUGCAGAAUUGUACUGAUUAAUUGUCAAAAACUUAUUUUCAUGUAUAUAGAUGGGCCCCUCUACCUGCAUUCUCUCAGUAACUUGAUGUUACCUUUGCUGAACCUAAUUAAGAUCAUUGAUUUUCUCUUCUCAGAAUAUUCAAAAAAUGCUGGGCUUUGCUCCAUCUAGAGCUGCAAGCAAGGUUGGUGGUCUGCUGACACCACCACAGGGUACCAAGUAAACUUCACAGGAGUUUUGGCCACAGAGUACCCAUUUGCCUUGGAAUUGUGUACAGUACAACUUGUUUGGACCAUUUAUUGACCUACAGAAACAGUCUUCCUAAGCAUGUCUGUCCCCAGGUGUUACAAUGCAAGUGAACUUUUAGGAAAGCCCCAUAUUGUCGUAAAUGUACAUGUAACUAUCAGUACAUUUAUCGCAGUCAAAAAUUAAAUUUUUUAUGUUACUCGGAGAUUUCCAUUUUUCCUUCGUCUUUUCUUUCCAUGUAUGUUUUUUUUCCAAGGUG